Zasmidium cellare ATCC 36951 is the source of this 606-nucleotide messenger RNA. RefSeq lists its product as uncharacterized. The record is from RefSeq and is a predicted model, not a curated record. The coding region runs from base 1 to 606 and encodes 201 amino acids. NCBI's taxonomy places the organism in Eukaryota, Fungi, Ascomycota, Dothideomycetes, Mycosphaerellales, Mycosphaerellaceae. The transcript is spliced from 2 exons.
AUGGCGCCAGUGAUAUGGGGAUUGGAUCUGAAGGAGAUGCAAUGGUAUAAGUUCGGGAACAGCUAUAUGUGGAAGAACAGAGACUACCACCUGCGUCGGACCAAGUUCAUCAUCUACCAAUGCGCCCUGAUCUUUUGCGUGGUAUCUGAGUCUUUGGGCACGGCGGCCUUGUCAGACUACGUCGACUCCCAAAAAUUCGUCAAGCGCCUCGAUCGCCGAAUAUACGUCUACAACAACGACUACAUCGCCGUGGCCUCCUACAACAUCUUCGCCGGCGUCUUCGUCGCCUUCAUCUUCGGCGCUGCGUUCUUCUUCGAUCUGUUCUGGCCGGAGCGACGCGAGAACAAGGCCGUGCGAACGGCGUGGAAAGUCUGCGGUGUGCUGGCCUGCGUCUUUUACUGCGCCGAUGCGUUUGCCUUGACGAUCAUCACGGCGACGCAGUGCCAGUAUUUCAGAGGAGACGGGUUCACCAGAGAGUAUGCGGAGUCGCUGCUGAGGCAGUUCAAGAAGGAUGGUGGGACGCCCCUGUGCUACAGGAAUAAUGGCCGUGCGAUCGCCGCUGUGGUGUUUUGCUGGCCGGGAUUCUUGAGCGUUAUUGCGAGGUAA